UCUCGAUCCACCCACCUCACAAUGGUAACCUCCCUCUGCCGCUGCGCCCGCCUCGCCGCCUCUCCCCGUCUCCUCAUCUCUUCUCGCGGCCUCACCACCUCCUCGCGAUCCUUCGCCACCACAAGAGACGACUCCGCAACUACACCUCAUACCUCCGCCUCUAAGCCCGCUCGGCCCUCCUACUUCAAAAACUCCAAAGUCCCCUCCUUCGACGACUUUGUCGGCGGCAAGAAUGAAGUCCUGGGCAUCUCCGAAUCGCUAGAACUCCGCACCGCCAUGGUCGGGCCCGCCGGAAAGAAACGCCAAAUCACACGGCUCCCCGAAUGGCUCAAAACCCCCGUGCCCGUUGGCGAGAACUUCAAGAAAAUAAAGCACGACCUGCGCGGGCUGGGGCUGCACACUGUAUGCGAGGAAGCGCGGUGUCCGAACAUCUCGGACUGCUGGGGCGGGAGCGACAAAGCCGCCGCCACAGCAACAAUCAUGCUGAUGGGGGACACCUGCACGCGCGGGUGCCGCUUCUGUAGCGUCAAGACGGAUAAAGCGCCGGCGCCGCUGGACCCGCACGAGCCUGAGAACACGGCCGAGGCGCUGAAGCGGUGGGGGCUGGGGUAUGUGGUGCUGACGAGCGUGGACCGGGAUGAUCUGGCGGACGGGGGCGCGCGGCAUUUCGCGGAGACGAUUAUGAAGAUCAAGCAGAAGGCGCCGGCGAUGUUGGUGGAGGCGUUGACGGGGGAUUAUGCGGGGGAUUUGGAGAUGGUCGCGCUGGUCGCGCGGAGUGGGUUGGAUGUGUAUGCGCACAACAUUGAGACAGUGGAGGCGCUGAGUCCGAUGGUCAGGGACCGACGGGCAGAUUUCAGGCAAAGUUUGAGGGUGUUGAAGGCGGCGAAAGAGGAGAAGCCGAGUUUGAUCACUAAGACGAGUAUUAUGCUGGGUCUGGGAGAGAGGGAGGAUCAGCUUUGGGAUGCGUUGAGAGAGCUCCGCAAAAUUGACGUCGACGUUGUGACAUUCGGACAAUACAUGCGCCCUACGAAACGCCACAUGAAAGUCGAGGAAUACAUCACACCAGCUACUUUCGAGCUUUGGCGACAGCGAGCCCUCGAUCUCGGAUUUCUGUACUGCGCCAGUGGUCCGCUGGUCAGGAGUAGCUACAAAGCCGGCGAAGCGUUUAUUGAGAAUGUCCUUAAGAAGAGGGCUCGGAAGAGUGAGACGGCGCUAGCGGAUAUGGCUGGUGCGCUAGGAGCAGAGAAGACAGUGUAAUUGUGCUGAACUGGCUCCUAUUAUCCAUAAUUCGACUUCAACUGCAUUGCUUGGCGUUGGUUAGGUAGGCAUAGAUGGGUCUCGAGUCAUCACAGACCUCUGGGAGGUAUUCACCGAUAUUUCAACAUCAUCUUUCUGAACACAAUGGAACUUUUUAAGAUAUUAUUCAUAUACGUCACGGCCUAGACCUGUCAGCAAUUCAUUCGCGCCAUUGACAAUCGACCUGCCAGUCAUCAGCAAUUUAAUGAAGGAAUAGACUUCAGGGUUGAGUUUUCC
Molecule: messenger RNA, 1533 nt
Organism: Mytilinidion resinicola
Lineage: Eukaryota; Fungi; Ascomycota; Dothideomycetes; Mytilinidiales; Mytilinidiaceae
Product: lipoic acid synthetase
Exons: 2
Coding region: 22-1257 (411 amino acids)
Biological process (GO): lipoate biosynthetic process
Cellular component (GO): mitochondrion
Molecular function (GO): lipoate synthase activity; 4 iron, 4 sulfur cluster binding
Source: RefSeq, a predicted model, not a curated record